CCCUGGGCGCCGCCAUCUUUGCUCCCGGUCCCCCGGCCCGGCUCCAGCAUGUCCGAGACCUACGAUUUCCUGUUCAAGUUCCUGGUGAUCGGCAGCGCCGGCACGGGCAAGUCCUGCCUGCUGCACCACUUCAUCGAGAGCAAGUCUGAAAUCCAGCGCGAGGCAUUACAGCGCUGGCGCGGUGGUAGCUCGGACAGCGCGGACCUUUUUUUCGGCCAGAAGGACCUGGGAGGGGAGAGUCACCUUCCCUGGAGGCCUUUUUCGCCCAGGAAGCGCCGCCGUGAGACGUACAACGCGCUGGCGCAGUGGCUGACGGACGCGCGGACCUUGGCCAGCCCCAACAUCGUCAUCAUCCUCUGCGGCAACAAGAAGGACCUGGAGGGGGAGAGGGAGGUCACCUUCCUGGAGGCCUCACGGUUCGCCCAGGAGAACGAGCUGAUGUUCCUGGAGACGAGCGCGCUGACGGGAGAGAACGUGGAGGAGGCGUUCCUCAAGUGCGCCAGGAGCAUCCUCAACAAGAUCGACUCUGGGGAGCUGGAUCCCGAGCGGAUGGGAUCGGGGAUCCAGUACGGGGACGCGUCGCUCCGGCAGCUCCGGCAGCCCCGGGGGGCUCCGGCCCCCACCCGGCAGAGCUGCGGCUGCUGAGACCCCCAAAAUAUCCCCAAAA
Camarhynchus parvulus is the source of this 667-nucleotide messenger RNA. RefSeq names its product ras-related protein Rab-4B-like. Gene Ontology annotation, biological process: regulation of endocytosis. The transcript has 6 exons. Gene Ontology annotation, cellular component: endosome. Lineage: Eukaryota; Metazoa; Chordata; Aves; Passeriformes; Thraupidae. The coding region runs from base 49 to 645 and encodes 198 amino acids. The record is from RefSeq and is a predicted model, not a curated record. Gene Ontology annotation, molecular function: GTP binding; GTPase activity.